AACAGCAUCCGCCUCCCGCUGGCCGGCCUGGCACCGCCACGCGUUCUGAUGUGUAGCGCUUCGAUGGGUGCCGAAGGUUCAGUCACCCUGCAGCUGCGGGAAGCCGUGCAGGCACCGGACGCAGCCGGAACUUCGCUCUCCGAACACGGUGGUCUCACCAUCGGUUAUCCGGAUCCGGAGAUGCUAGCCGAUAUGCUCGGUUCGUUUCAGAGCGCGUCGGCAGCCGGGCUCGAGCAGUCCAGUGCAAGUGCAGCCGUCACCGCCGCCACCUUUGAUCUCAUUCAGGAAAACAGUAGUAGCAACUGCAGCAGUCGCCAGUCUGGGCUGGACCCGACCGAACAGCAACAGCAGCAGCAGCAGCAACAGCACACGAUUGCUAGUGCUCUGCUGGCGAAAGCGUCGUCACCCACCGGUUGUAGUAAUAGUAGUAACAGUGGCAGCAGCAGUAGUAGCAGCAACGGCAGCGGCGGCAGUAGCAGCAGCAACGGUGGCCUAACGCUGGGAACUCUGAAACCCGAACUGGCAUCCAAAGAAACGCUGAAUGGUUGCCUCCCCUCAACGGUCUCCGUCGGUGCGAGCAGCACCGGUAGCAGUAGUAAUAGCACCAGCAAUAGCAGUAGUAGCGGAAAUAGUGGCGUUAGUUCCAAUUCCAAGUCCACGGUGGCCGCUGCUUCAGUCGCAACCGUCAACAGUGCCAACAGUAAUAACAGUACAAUGAUCGUAUCCGGUGCACCCGGAGGACACAGCAGCAGGAGUGACAGCACGAGUAGCUGCAGUAGCACCAGUAGCAGUAGUAGCAGCAGCAGCGGCAGCAGUAGUAGUAGUAGCAGCAGCAGCGGCAGUAACAGCAGUAGUAACGGUAGCAGUGGGUCAUCCACACUGGCCGUAACGGUGAACGGGCUACCAACGGUGGUGAAAAAACCACGGCCCAAAACCGUUUCACCGACGCGGCAUGGCCCGCAGCAAUGUCAGGUGUGCAGUAAAGUGUUCGGAAAUGCAUCCGCCCUUGCUAAGCACAAGCUGACGCACAGCGACGAACGGAAGUACGUAUGCAUAACGUGCUCGAAAGCGUUUAAAAGACAGGAUCAUCUCAACGGACACAUGCUGACACACCGGAACAAGAAACCGUACGAGUGCAAAGCCGAGGGGUGCGGAAAGUCCUACUGCGAUGCUCGUUCGUUGCGGAGGCACACCGAGAAUCACCACAGUGCCGUCGGUAUGGCAUCAGGACCAUCGACGCCCCUGACUGUGGCGGCUGCUAGUCCGACGGGCGGAGCGGCACUGCAGUCGGUCAUUGCAACGAUGGCUUUGACUACAACCACUACGACGACGACGGCAGCCAUGACCACUGGGCCCCUUAGUGGGCUCAGCCUUUCGCCGGCAACCGCCAGUGGCGAUGCCAGUUCCCCCCAUGGAGCGACCACCUGCAGCAUCCAGUUCAGUUCGUCGGCAUCAACGACGCUGGGAUCGGCCAGCAGUGGCGGUACCAUUCUGAGCAGUUCAAGCGCAAGCUCUUCCAGCAAUUCCAACAACAGCAACCAUGGCCACCAGAGCGACUCGAGCGGAACCGGCGGCAGUAGUAAGUCGCUUUCGCCUAGCUCGCCGGCAGGCGGUAGCGGAAACGAAGGCCUAACCCGACAGCAGUUAGAUCUGAUCACGCAGAUUAUGCAACAGACGAAACAAGCUAACGCAGCCGCGGCCGCCGCCGGUCAGAAGGUUCAUCCUCGACCCCGAACGUGGAAUAUGCAGCUCCAGCUGAGCCAGCACAAAUUGACCCCGACGUCAUCGGUGAUUGCCAACUCCGUUUCCACAAGCCAAAGCAGUUCUUCGCAAAGCCUCACCAGUACGAGCUCCAUCACAACGCAAGCGGCUGUAAGCGUCGACAGCGCGGGUUCUUCCACAGCAGCAGGUGGCGCUGGCGCCGCUCAAUCGCAGAACUCAUCCGUAGGGCAAGCGCUGAACAAGUCCGACCAGAAGCCCGUCGAGUGCAACCUGUGCCACCGGAAGUUCAAAAACAUCCCGGCCCUUAACGGGCACAUGCGCCUACAUGGAGGCUACUUCAAGAAAGACUCCGAAACGAAAAAAUGUGAUAAGAAAGAACAUACCGGACCGCCGCUGCAAACCGCCAGCGUCGGUGUGCGGGCCCUGAUCGAGGAAAAGAUCAUCAACAAGCGCAGUAAGGACCUGAAGAAUCUGUUGUUGAAGGGUUCGUUCGUCGUGCCAGCGGCACCGCUGACCGCUCGAAGACUUCUAGAAGCUAGCGAGGCGUUGCUGACCCCCAAGCCUGGAACGGUAGCGAUCGUAUCAACACAAAAUGGAACCACUCAGAUUAUCAAUCCGAAAGCAACUAUUAUGGCGGCGGCAGGUGGUGCACUCUCGGUCACUACCAACUCCGGAGGGCUUCCUACCGAAGUCAAAGAUGCCACAUUGAUAGAGCUGCUAAAACGAGGAACAAAGGUGGCCGUAAAGCGUACCUGUUCGGAUCCUGGUCAACUAGCGAUCGCAACACAAACAACGCAAUCUUCGAUUGCAACGAGUGCAACCACCAGAACCGUCGUGCUGCCGGCAAACCUCAAUACGGCGUCGUCAACGACCGGCGGGGCACUGUCGAUCGCCAAUAGUUUGACAACGACCGCCAGCAGCGAUUCAACGCCUCUGUCACUCACAAUAUCACAAGCGCCUUCCGGCAGUGCGGAUGUUUUCACUUUAGCCUACUCGACCGAUGCAACCGGCGCUGCUGCCUUCUUUAGUGAUAACGAUGUGUACAGUGUUAGCGAUACGACCAUGCUAUUGCAGGCCGUAGACUCGAUCCAGCUCCUUCAGGAUCCCUCGUCAUCCGAUCAGCUAGACGAAAUAGCAUCACUUUCCGACUACACAACAAUCAACGAGCAAACCUUUACUCCUUCCCGUCAGCUGCAAGCCGUACUGGACUCUCCACUACCUGAAAGUUUAGCUGAAUUCAGUGCUCUUCAUUCCAAAGAUUUCAUUCUGUACAGUGGCAGUUCAUCGAAUGCCGGUAAUAACUCUGACCCGACGGGAAGCCAAACCUCUAACUCGCCCCUUCCAUCGCCGCUGGCAUACCCGACACCGCCGGCUUCCCACGAGCCCGUAACGCAGGCAUCUCCCUUCCUGGACGAUUCCCGCCACUUCUCCGACGCCAGCUCCUUCUUCGAUGACAAACGCAACACUACCAACUUUCUCGAUGAUGGCUUCUUCAAAGUAGAACCCAAAGACGUUAAACUCAACGAUGAAAAAAUCCUCGCCCUAAAGAAUGAACUGUUGGAUGAAAACCACGAUCUUUUCCGCAGCAACAAGAACAUCCUUGACGAGCACUGUCACGAGCUGUUCAAAAGCGAAGAUAGUUUCUUCGUCGAAGAAUCAAGCGCCAGUAAACCGACGGAUUCCUCCAUUAGCACCCCUGGCAAUGUGCACUCCCCUUCCAAAAUCAAUUUGGACUUUCUCGACGAAGCACAAGCAUUUAUCAACGAAAAUCGCAACGCUUCCUCUCCACUGUCGAAUGCCUUCUUCUCCGCCACCAUGUCCAGUGCGGAAGAAGUCAAGGAAGCACUGGAAGAGGUACUUCCCAGCGACGAAGACGUAGCCAUCGCAGAAGCCGACAUCGAUUUAUACUACCUGAAUGGGCUUUCCUCGCUGCAAUCGCAAAUGAUGCCCAACUCGGACGAUCCGUUGCUGUCCUCUUCGCCGAAAGAUUUCGCCCAUCGACAGCACCAGAAAUUCUUGUUCGAGCAGCAACAACAACAGCAGCAGCAACAACAACUAAGUCAGCAGCAGUUGAGCAACAACAACAAUAACAACAACAGCACCUUCUCACCACCGAGUGCCAAAAAGCUUAAAACUGAAGCGGAUGCUCCAGCGUUCGCCGCAGCUAGUGAUACAAACAAAAUUCCACUAACCGUACAAACUGAGCAAAUUCCAAAAGACAACCCGAAUGACUCCGUAUUUCUCAGCCCGAGUAGCAUCUCCAGUACCAGCAGCAGCGGCAGCAGCAGUUCCCCGAAAUUGCAGCAUGCUCUCCUGCGUAAACGGCCCGCCGCCCUGCUGCCGACGGUAUCGAUCCGGAAGUCACCCAUUUACCACUCGAAGUUACGCAAAUCCACCACGGCAGUUCCCGUUACGCACUACACUCCACAGCCGAUGCUGAAUCCAAACCGAACUGCUUCCGGACUGUACUCGACGAUCGCUUCCACACUAGCCAGCCAGUCCAGUUCUGUUUCCGAUUCGACCGUUGAUGACACCUCCGACAUUUUCAGUGAACCACCGCUUCCUAUACGGCCUCGCAUCAAUCUAGGCAACGACUAUCAGGCAACAAUUCCCGACUGCACCGCACCCAGCUACAAUCAGUCUAACAAUCAGUCCGAUCAACACAUGUGGGACCCUGUGGUGGUUCAGAACGAAACCCAAAUCGCACGCUACGUUGAACUUUCGCGCUCUUCCGCAGUACCGCUAGGAUGUCAUUCCGAAGAAACGGCUUUAAAGGCACUACUGGAAGCUCAAGGUGAAAUCCACAUCGCUAUUCUGAACCUGAUGCAAACUCCUGCGACCGGUUUGCACCGGCGAUGGUCACCCAGCGAAAUGGAACAGUUUAUCCGUGGAUUGGAACUGUACGGAAAAGACUUUUUCCGAAUAGCCUCCGAGUUGCUGCCGGCCAAGUCUACUGACGACUGCGUUCAAUUGUAUUACUUUUGGAAAAAACUAUGCGUAGAUUACAAAACCACUCACCUUCUUCAGCACGGCGACAAUUCAAUGAAAUUCAUCAACAUGAACGUCAAUCCGGACGAUUUACUCCUAGAUCACGCCGCCUAUACCACCAACACUGUCAAAUCCAGCGGUCUAGGUCACCAUUCGAGUGCCAACAGCAGCAACAGUAGCUCCACGAGCGACGUGCGUCCGCACGUCUGUGAGGUUCCCGACUGUUCAGCGAGUUUCUCCUCGAAAGCCGCCCUGCACGGUCACAUCCGCAUUCACUGUAUCGGACGUUCGGCGGCACACCUGAACGGCACUACGCAAAAUGGUAAUUUCUUGAGUACUACCGCUGCUGGUAACCCUAUUAACCCUAACCACAUACCAACAAAGGAUGAUUAUCCCUGCAAGGUGUGCGGCAACUGGCGUUCCCAGGAUCACGAGGCGUAUCGUUUCCUCGACAAAACCUUCCGGAAGGUCUACAUUAUCAGGGAUGCUUCAUUUGUAGAAGGCGACUACGAUGAGCUUACCGAAAGCGUUCAAGAGGAGAACAUGAUUGAAUUCUACUCCAAAUUAAAGCUAACCACAACAGAACAAGAGGAAAGCGUGGACGGCGGAGCGACGGGACCGUUGUUGUGA
Messenger RNA from Sabethes cyaneus, 5340 nucleotides. Its product is annotated as serine-rich adhesin for platelets. The transcript has 9 exons. The record is from RefSeq and is a predicted model, not a curated record. NCBI's taxonomy places the organism in Eukaryota, Metazoa, Arthropoda, Insecta, Diptera, Culicidae. Gene Ontology annotation, biological process: regulation of transcription by RNA polymerase II; negative regulation of DNA-templated transcription. Gene Ontology annotation, cellular component: transcription regulator complex; histone deacetylase complex. The coding region runs from base 49 to 5340 and encodes 1763 amino acids. Gene Ontology annotation, molecular function: transcription corepressor activity.